AGUGACAUGUCAUGAUCAUACAAUGAAUCAAGUUGAGCACACGUGGGUGCUCUAUGCUUUGUGUGUAUGUAUGAGCUGAUAUACAGUCAGUCCGGCUAUUUAUGUAUGGCCUAUCCCUCGUCGACAUUGACGCGACCUCGCUUAGCAGAGCAGAUCCAUGCCUGGGCCCGUGUCUGUGGCUAUUCCCAUGGUGCUUUGAUCAUCAUCCAGGAGUCGAGAUCCAAUCCAUUUGAUACACCAGCUGCUUUGUUCAAAACCGGCUCGGCGCAGCAUUCACCAGCGGUAAAAUUGGCUAUACUACCUUAGACAAACCUUUGUUAGUUAACUCAAAAGAAGCUUUCAAGCUUGACCAUCUCCACCAAUUUUCAAGCCGCUCAAGGUAAGAUAUGCAAAACGAAUGCAGAUGCAAAUGCAAAUGCAAAUCCAUCCAUCCAUCCAUCCAAUGCAGGCAUCUCAUUUUGGCUCAGACGGGCGAUACUACCGGCACGUCUGUUCCCCUCUGAUUAUUAUUGUGGCUUCAUUUUCUUUCUUUUCUCAUACACCCGAGUCUCGGAUUUCCCACAUUCCGCCUUUCUUCCUCUUCGUCCUCCUCUUCUUCUCUCUCUUCUUUCCCCGCCAUUGAUUUGAUUUCCGAGAUCCAUUAUUAUCCUUUAUUCUCUUUAUCUCCAUCAAGAUCGUCGUCCCAUUGUCUCUUUUCUCCCCCUUCACCUAUUUCAGCCUCUCCUCUUCCUUCUCGGUUGUCUCUCUUUCUCACUGGCCGGACCAUAACUGGAUCUUUCCGGCAAAUAUCAAGCACUCAUCUGAUCUGAAAUAGUCGCACAUCGCAUCUCUUAUCUGCCUCGAAUCUCAUACUCAAUCUCAAUCUCUAAUUCUCCGAUAUCCAUCGCCCAACCCAAUCUUCGUCGCCGCCUCCAGUUUUGACCGACCUUUGAAUUUACUUUCCUGUCUCGGGUGUCCACUCCGUAUCAUCUCACCACUCGCAUUUUCGGAUACACCCAGACCAUGAUCGCCGCCUAUGGUCAAAGUACGGACAAAGUGGUCCGCGUGUCGACGGCUUCACAUCAUUUGAACAUCACAACACCUUCUUUCUAUCUGCAGCAACCCACGACACGCACAGUCAUGCCGUCUCGUAGUGGGAAACGUCCUCAUUGCGAUAGCAUCGACAGCGACUCGCCUGCGCCGACCAAGAAGUACAAGCAAGCCACCUCUUUCACUUCCGAUACUUCUUCAACAUCGACAACGUCGGCUGCCAGCUCUAUCGACUUGGAUUGUCCUUCAAUACAAACACCGCUCAGCAUUGACACUCUCAUGCCGGCCUUCAAGAGCGUGCAAUACGACCGCCCCACCUACCGAUCAGUAUCGCCACAGCCACCAUCACCCAGAUCGCAUUAAAGCUCACCUCCUUGAAGGUGUUACGAAAGACACGGCCUCACAUUUUGUUUUGAUAACAUUGGAUACCACUUUGCAUCCCUCGGCAUAAGCUGAGGGCACUCUUUUAGGCAUCAAGACCAAGAAUGAUUUUAUCUUUGUCAUUUUACGCGGAACACGAAAAACACCGAGCCUGGACCUCGGUUACCAAUAAUUGACGUGUCUAUUUCUCGGCGUUAUACACAUAGAGCGGAGGAUUUAAAGGGUCACGGUAGACUCUGGUACAUAGACGAUUGGAAUAAUGGUUUGGGAACAAGUUGGGCUCAGAAGUCCCGUACCUAUUAAUGGCAGAUGUUGAUAAGUACUAUGUAGUCCAUAAAUACGCAGUAGUCCCCCCAUUGUUGGUACAGACACACAAACGCCAGAUCCGUCUCGUAAUCGUCAUAAAUCAUUUCAGCGCAUCUUUGUCGUUCAGUUCAUCUCCCACCACAUGACAUCCUCUUCCUGGCAGUGCAUGCCGAUUUCGAAAUUCCGCUCCAUUGUGGUCAUGGAAUUUUCCAUGACCAGAAGCUCCACACGCGCCAUGGCUGCUCCAUCUCCUGUCUGUUUGGCCGCCAUGUACUCGGCCAUGAGCUCGGCGUGCCGGCUUUCGUAGUCCUGACGGACACGGCGCCUCCGGGCCGCCGGAUCGCACGCUGCGCACGUGUCGUUAAGAUGUUGAAUUUUGACAUUGGGAGUGCAUGGGCGAGAGUUUGUGGCCACGCCACAUGUUGUGGCAUAGUUUGUGAAUGUGUGGCCGCAAGCCAUUGAGGUCUUGAUACUUGUGCACAUGUCGAUUGCGAUUGAGUUUAGGAAGCGUUCGAGGAGAGGAGGGAAUCGCUGAUAAUUCGGCGCAAUCGCCUAUAAGCUGAUUACAGAUGUAUUUGAUCUUUGAGCGUCGUGGACUUGGAGAAGAGAAAACCCUCAAGUUGAAGGCAUUUAUUUAUUUACAAAUUUGUCCAUGAUAGAAAUAUCAACUAACUUUCAACAAUUCUCCAGGUUAUGCCUUCUUUUUGAUCCUUUCUGCGAUCAUAGAGAUGGGUCCCCUGUCCAAGUCGUCUCUGGUGGAUGUCGCAUGAUGAUCAUGGCACAAAGGCUUCACCGCCAUCCUACGCCUCCC
This is a messenger RNA of Fusarium verticillioides 7600, 2527 nucleotides long. RefSeq lists its product as hypothetical. The transcript is spliced from 2 exons. The record is from RefSeq and is a predicted model, not a curated record. Lineage: Eukaryota; Fungi; Ascomycota; Sordariomycetes; Hypocreales; Nectriaceae. The coding region runs from base 1003 to 1392 and encodes 129 amino acids.